AUUCAAAGGCUCUGCACCACUAGUGAUGAGUACGCUAGCAAUGCAGUCACCACAAUUCCCGGCUUACUACGGCACAGGGCUUCAAACUAAAGAACCACCGCAGAAUCAUACAAAUCAGUUGGAUUUUUCAUAUUCGCAAUGUCGUAUGCAAUCACCCAAUUACUACGGCCAAAAUGCCAUGCCGAAUUUUAUGUCAAUGUCACAAACAAGCCAAGUGAACGGAUACAAUGCCGAUCCUGUGCCUCCAUUUCAGCAUAGCCAAAUUGGUACGAACCAAAAUACUGCRGCAAGCCCAGUAGACCACCAUCAACCCUACUUCCCUAGUCAAGAACCCAGUCAAAACUGUUCUUUCCAUCAAUACGCCUGGCUUAAAAGUACAGCGCCGGAGAACUGGUGGCACAACACAUCGUCAAACAACGCGUGGAGUAGUCGAACCGAAGGAAAACGCAAGAGAACAGCGUAUACAAGAAAGCAACUCUUAGAACUUGAGAAGGAAUUCCAUUUUAACCAUUUCUUGACUAAAGAGAGGCGAUCAGAGAUGGCAACACAGUUAAACCUGACGGAACGACAAGUAAAGAUUUGGUUUCAGAAUAGAAGAAUGAAGUGGAAAAAGUGUAAUGCCCAAGCGCUCACUAAAACCAAGUCACCAUCAAACGCUCCUUCGAGUGGACUGCCCUCUUCGACCCAUCAACACAUCAACACCACUUCAGCACAACAACUAAAUGCAGAUUCACUUGGCACAGGCACCAAUUCACAGUUGAACUGUAUGGGUUUUAGAGGUACAUAAACAGCCGUAGAAUUGAACAAAUCGCAAUACAAUAAUUUGUAUUUGAAGGAUGAAAAGACUUGUGAUAUAGCUUAUAACGAAAUAGAGUAUAUCUGAACUGAAACGAAAAAAUAAUACAAACUGCAGCGAAAAUUGAGUUUUAUUAUCAGAAAAAGCUACAGUUAUAAGGUUUCUGAUUUCAAUUUAUGUAUAGUUUAUUGUAAUAUUUAGUUUAGGGCUUCAGAGCUUCGUCAGAACACAAUCUGUAUUUUUCAGAAACUUUUCCAUGACACUGUAGAAACUUAGACCGCCAUUGAAGAGCGAAUCUGACAGUGAAACGCCAGAAACUGUAAAUACAUGUGAAUAAGAUUCCAAAAAAAAAAUCUUAACGGUACAAAUAAGUUUGAUGAUUUGUAGAAGUCUUAAUCUAAUAAUCAGGUUUUCUGUGCUUUGAACAGUGUUCACAAACUGUAAAGACAAUGGGGCUCAUAGAAGUACCACCGGAAAACUUUACCAGUGGCACUUGAUUUCUUUUUUAUUCUGUGACCCAAGAAUGGUAACUUUUUGUUCUUUUUGAUCAAGUGUUCCAUCUCUGAUUUCGAUGUGUAGUUUUCAGUCUAAAGUCAACGCUGGCUGAUACCACUGAUAUUUAAACUAUUGUUCRGCUAGAGAAGCUUUAAUCUCACUAAAGAAAUGUCCCCUUUUCUUAUCAAAUUACUCAGUUGUUCAAGCAGGCAUCUGAAUAUCAUUUGAAACCAGCCUGGUGUUUUUUAGUCGAUUUAUUUCAUAUCAUAUUUACAUCCUUUAGGUUUUAUAGCUGUAAAAUUGUUAUCAUAUUUUGAGUUAUCAUGUACGCAUGGUGGGUAAUCGAUGACAUGAGUUUGUUCUUUAUCAACACUCCUCCUAUUUUUACCGAACAUGUGAUACUGAUCUAACCUCGAACAUCGCUGUAAAACAUACUUUUCUAAUCCAUCUUCGUGUAAGAAAAACACUGAACAAAGGCUUGUUCUUUUGUUUCCUCACCAUUUUGCUGCCCUGAGAUAGCUCCACAUUUGAAUAGCUGARCAGGUCUUAGUGAAAGGCCAACAAGAUAACAACAUUUGGUGGCAUAUACAAGGUGUAAAUUUGAUGUACUUAGAUUUGCGUUUGAACAAGUGUGAAACUAAGGUGUUAAAACAGUGCAAACGCGAAAUCUUAAUACAAUAUAAAGAUGAAUGAUCAAUAGGAGCACAAUGAAGGUUAUUCACUGUGAAACUACAUCACAAACCAGGGGAUACUUUAUCAUAAUACUUUUCACAUAGUAGUUUCAAGAUGUAGUUCUAACAUGGUUCGUUGAAACUGUUCAUUCCACCGCAAUAUGAUGGCUUUUGGCGGUAAAAUACGAGAAGAAUCCGUUUAAAGUGUGCAAUCAUUUUCUGCUAUUUAAUGAUUUGCAAUCAAUCAUUUUAUGUAAAGAUUAUAUAUAACUUUUGGGAAAUGUUCCUUGACGUACACAUGUACCUCAGAGAAUAGUUCAGCUGCCUGAUUCCGGUUGAGAUUUUUUCGACCUCACGGCGUUUAAACAACCCUGCUUGCAAGAUCACYGAAGGAAAUUGUCUUUCCUUUAUUUUUAUUUGAAAUAAGUUUGAACGCGUCACAAUAUAGAAUGUCACAAUAGAUUGUUUUUAUUUCUUUUGGUUAUAUUUCUGUUUUGGUUCAUUAUAUACACUUCGCUAGCCCUGAGCGAUAUGUGAAAAACUAAUACAUAAGUCCUUUGUGGAAACUCAUGUUUGCUUCACUCGAUAGGCCUCAACAAGACAGUCAUUUAUGUAUUAAAAACAAAUACUUGGAGAAUUGAAUCAUUGGAAAGCUAAUAUGUGAAAGGUUUCCGUCCUUGAAUCGCGUCACCUGUGAAAGAUUGACGCCUAGAGCUCAUUAAAGAAUCCCAAUUUUCACCAGCACUAGUUCAAGCUCGCGUCAUGCUGUGUUCAUACUAAUAGAAUAAUUGAACUUAACUACAUACAACAAAGAAUUCCACUCGCAAAUCCCACUAUUUACUAAAAUAAUCUAAUUUCUACUUUGAAUCCUAUUAGAGUCGGUUUUUACUACGAAAUCUCGAAUACAAGACUUACUUCCUUCCUGAUUUGAUUAUACUAAACUAGUAGUGUUGGCGGUAGAGAGUUUAACGUAGUUAUCAAUGUACUAUUAACGUAAUUAUGAGAUAAUUCAUUUGAACAGAUUUGAGUCAUCAAUGUACGAUGUUUAGGGUAACCAACUGGGAACAAUCGUUGACUUUUUACACUGAAAAUGGUCAACGUUUUUUUUUCUUCAUGUUAGGAUUAAUUAUUUACUUAACUUGAGAAAUACAUUGUUUUUGUCUAUUUUGCGAGAGUUAUUUCUGACAGCUUUACUUCUUUAAAACUCUUGCAUUAUUGAAUAAAAACAAGAUCGACACUUCAAA
Messenger RNA from Exaiptasia diaphana, 3206 nucleotides. RefSeq names its product homeobox protein Hox-B4. The transcript has 2 exons. Gene Ontology annotation, molecular function: RNA polymerase II cis-regulatory region sequence-specific DNA binding; DNA-binding transcription factor activity, RNA polymerase II-specific. Lineage: Eukaryota; Metazoa; Cnidaria; Anthozoa; Actiniaria; Aiptasiidae. Gene Ontology annotation, biological process: regulation of transcription by RNA polymerase II. Gene Ontology annotation, cellular component: nucleus. The coding region runs from base 26 to 787 and encodes 253 amino acids. The record is from RefSeq and is a predicted model, not a curated record.